UGAUCAGCUGUGUCCAAUCACAGAAGGGACAUCUACACUGAUCAUCAGGGCACUGAUGAUCAGUGUAGCUCCAUCAGUGCCACCUGUCAGUUCCCAUCAAUGCCACAUACCAGUGCCUACCAGUGCACAUCAAUGCCAAAUAUCAGUGCCCAUCAUAGUUGCAUUUUAGUGCCAACUAUCAGUGCCAGUCAGUGCCACCUGUCAGUGCCGCCUAUCAGUGCCCAUCAAUGCUGCCUAACAGUUCCAAUCAGUGCCGUCUAUCAGUGCCCAUCUUUGCUGCCUAUCAGUUCCAUAUAUGAGUGCUGCCUUUCAGUGCCCAUCAGUGAUGCCUGUCAAUGCCCACCAGUGAUGCCUGUCAAUGCCCAUCAGUGCCACCUACCAGUACCUCAUCAGUGCCGCCUAUCAUUGCCCAUCGAUGCAGCCUAUCAGUGCCCAUCAAUGCAGCCU
This is a messenger RNA of Staurois parvus, 447 nucleotides long. The record is from the annotation of a GenBank genome assembly. Lineage: Eukaryota; Metazoa; Chordata; Amphibia; Anura; Ranidae.